Messenger RNA from Racocetra persica, 282 nucleotides. The record is from the annotation of a GenBank genome assembly. NCBI's taxonomy places the organism in Eukaryota, Fungi, Glomeromycota, Glomeromycetes, Diversisporales, Gigasporaceae.
AUGUCUACAACACCCUACUUGAUUACUGAUUCCUCUGCUGAAUCUUCUGAAGACAUUCAACAUCCCCUUCAUGUAACAAAUUUUGAUACUGAAAAUAAUAUUGAACUCAAAGGCUCUAUCAAUUCUAGUUCUAAAAAUUCUAAUAAACAUGAUCAUUAUGAGCAUGCUGCUAAAAGUGGUUGCUCUAAGAAAAGAUGCUUAAGAAUUAGAAGAAAGCUUGAUCUGGUUCGUGAAUAUAUUGAUAAAUUAAGCGACGAACUUAGUGAUGAAGCCUUUAAAUAA